GCUCCGCCAGGCCGUCGCGUUGCGGGGCCGCGGUUUGGAUCAUGCAGGACGUUGGCGGCCGGAGCGCGGCUGCUUGGGUGCGGGCGCUGCUGCUGCCGCUCCUGCUCACGGGGCCCGGGGGCUGCCUGAGCCACCAGGACCUCUUUCCCUAUGGCCCCUUGCAGGGGGACCUGGAGCUGGAGGAUGGGGACGACAUCGUGUCGCCGGCCCUGGAGCUCAGCGAGGGGCUCCACUUCUACGACCGUUCUGGCAUCGACUCAGUCUACGUCACUACAAAUGGCAUCAUUGCCAUGAGCAAACCGCCUGCCAAAGAAUCUCAUCCUGGGCUCUUCCCACCCACCUUCGGCGCUGUGGCACCUUUCCUGGCAGAUUUGGACACAACUGACGGGCUUGGAAAGGUGUAUUAUCGAGAAGACCUGUCCUUCUCUGCCACUCAGCUGGCAGCAGAAUAUGUCCAGAGGGGCUUCCCGGAGGUCUCUUUCCAGCCCAUCAGUGUGGUGGUGGUCACCUGGGAAUCCGUGGCCCCCUACCAAGGGCCCAGCAGGAACCCGGCCCAGGAAGGCCAGAGAAACACGUUCCAGGCAGUUCUGGCCUCCUCAAAUGCCAGCACCUAUGCCAUUUUCCUGUACCCCCAAGGCGGUCUGCAGUUCUACACAACCUUCUCCAAGAAAGAGAAGAGCCAAGUGCCUGCUAUGGUUGCUUUCAGCCAAGGUUUAGUGGGAUUGUUCUGGAAGAGUGAUGGAGAGUAUGAUGUAUUUGCUAAUGAUAGCAAGUCAAUUGAAAACUUGACCAGGAACAGCAACUCUGGGCGUCAGGGCAUGUGGGUGUUUGAGAUUGGGAGUCCAGCUGCUGCCAAAGGUGUGGUUCAGGCGGAGGUGAACCUUGGACCCAACAGUGGAGCAAAUUAUGAAGGAGAAGUCGAAGAUUAUGACCAGAUGACCACUCAUCUCGGCCUAGAGGAUGCCUCAACCCCAUCUUUGCCCUUCAAGAUUUCAAAAAGGGGAGAUACUGACUCAUACGAUGUGUCCCAUGCCCUCUCUCCACGCCACGAGACUACCGAGGGCUCCAGAUCUUUCCAGUUGCCCGUGUUUUCCCAGCAGCAGGUCUUCCAUGUGGAAGAAAUGGAAGAAACAGGAAGUGUGUUCCCCUACAACACAGAUUCUCAGCAGACGUGUGCCAACAACAGACACCAGUGUUCAGUGCAUGCGGAGUGCAGGGACUACAGCACGGGCUUCUGCUGCCGCUGCGUGGCUGGCUACAUGGGCAAUGGCAGGCAGUGUGUGGCCGAAGGCUCUCCACAGCGUGUGAACGGCAAGGUGAAGGGCAGGAUUUUCUUGGGCAGCAGCCAUACCCCCAUAGUCUUCGAGAACACUGACCUGCACUCCUACGUGGUGAUGAACCACGGGCGCUCCUACACAGCCAUCAGCACCAUCCCUGAGACUGUUGGCUACUCCCUGCUCCCUCUGGCGCCCAUCGGAGGCAUCAUUGGAUGGAUGUUUGCUGUGGAGCAGAACGGAUUCAAGAAUGGCUUCAGCAUCACUGGGGGCGAAUUCACCCGCCAGGCUGAGGUGACCUUCGUGGGACACCCAGGCAAGUUGGUCAUCAAGCAGCAGUUUAGUGGCAUUGACGAGCAUGGCCACCUGACUAUCGACACAGAGCUGGAGGGCCGCGUGCCACAGAUUCCUGCCGGUUCCUCUGUGGCCAUCGAGCCCUAUACAGAGCUCUACCACUACUCGGGUUCUGGUGAGUCGACCCUGGGUGACGGGAGAGAGGGCUCCCCCGAUGCCCUGCAGAAUCCUUGCUACAUCGGCACUCACGGCUGUGACACCAAUGCGGCCUGUCGCCCUGGCCAAGGGACGACGUUCACCUGCGAAUGCUCCAUUGGCUUCCGCGGAGAUGGACGGACCUGCUACGACAUCGACGAGUGCUCAGAGCAGCCCUCCGUGUGCGGCAGCCAGGCGAUCUGCAACAACCAGCCCGGCACCUUCCGCUGCGAGUGCGUUGAGGGCUACCGCUUCUCAGAUGACGGCAAAUGUGUGGCUAUCGUGGACCAGCGCCCCAUUGACUACUGUGCCACUGGCCUCCAUGAUUGUGACAUCCCCCAGCGGGCCACCUGUAUCUACAUGGGAGGUUCCUCCUACACCUGCUCCUGUCUGCCAGGCUUUUCUGGGGAUGGCCGAGCCUGCCAAGAUGUAGACGAAUGCCAGCCUAGUCGUUGUCAUCCUGAUGCCUUCUGCUAUAACACCCCAGGCUCUUUCACGUGCCAGUGCAAACCUGGCUACCAAGGAGAUGGCUUCCAAUGCGUGCCUGGAGAGGUGGAGAAGACCCGGUGCCAGCAGGAGCGUGAACACAUUCUCGGUGCAGUGGGAGCUGCAGAUGCACAGCGGCCCAGGCCGCUAGGACUCUUUGUCCCUGAGUGUGACGAGCAUGGGCACUAUGUGCCCACCCAGUGCCAUGGGAGCACUGGCUACUGCUGGUGUGUGGACCGUGAUGGCCGCGAGCUGGAGGGCACCAGGACCAGGCCUGGGCUGCAGCCCCCAUGUCUGGGUACAGUGGCCCCCGCGAUUCACCAGCGACCUGUGUUGCCUACCUCUGUGAUCCCUCUGCCUCCUGGGACCCACUUACUCUUUGCUCAGACUGGGAAGAUUGAGCGCCUCCCCCUGGAGGGAAAUACCAUGAAGAAGGCAGAAGCCAAGGCAUUUCUUCAUGUCCCAGAGAAAAUCAUCAUAGGACUGGCCUAUGACUGUGUGGACAAGAUGGUGUACUGGACGGACAUCACUGAGCCCUGCAUCGGGAGAGCUAGCCUGCAUGGCGGAGAGCCAGCCACCAUCGUCCAUCACGAUCUGGGCAGCCCCGAGGGCAUUGCCAUCGACCAUCUUGGCCGCAACAUGUUCUGGACGGACUCUCACUUGGACCGAAUAGAAGUCGCCAAGCUGGAUGGCACACAGCGCCGAGUGCUGUUUGAUACUGAUUUGGUGAAUCCCAGAAGCAUCAUAACGGAUCCCGUGAGAGGGAAUCUUUACUGGACAGACUGGAACAGAGAUAACCCCAAAAUUGAAACUUCCUACAUGGAUGGCACGAACCGCAGGAUUCUUGCGCAGGAUGAGCUGAUCUUACCCAAUGGCCUGACAUUUGACCCGUUCUCAUCACAGCUGUGCUGGGUGGACGCAGGCACCCAUCGGGCAGAAUGCCUCAACCCGAGUCAGCCCAGCGUGCGCAAGGUUCUCUCGGGACUUGAGUACCCUUUCGCAGUGACAAGCUUUGGGAAGAAUCUGUAUUACACAGACUGGAAGAGGAAUUCCGUGGUUGCUGUUGAUCUUGCAAUUUCUAGUGUGACAGACACAUUCCACCCCCACAAGCAGAGCCGCCCAUAUGGCAUCACCACCACCCUGUCACAGUGUCCCCAAGGUCACAACUACUGCUCAGUGAACAAUGGCGGCUGCACCCACCUCUGCCUGGCCACCCCAGGAAGCAGGACCUGCCGCUGCCCUGACAACACCCCAGGGGUAGACUGUAUCGAGCGGAACUGAAGACAGGCAUGCCUCCUUCCCUCUCCGCAUAUCUCACAGCAGUGCCCUACUUGAAACUACUUGGUCCAGACAGGCACCUGUCCGCCAGCGGAGGGACCGCUAUGCCCAGGUCUAUCCCAGCCUGAGCCCAAAUAACUUUCCCCACACUCAACCCCAAAAUAUGCACCCAGGGCUUCUGUUAUAAGAUCUCUGCCCUGAUAUAGGGGUUGGAUCUCCCACCCUGACCUCCUCCUUCAGACAAAGUUACAGAGCCCCGGGUGAAAACAAUGUCCCAUGUCCUAGGACCUUUCCCUAGUCCUAGUCCCCAGGGGUGAGAAGACCCUCCACAGGCAUGGGUGGCCCCUUCUUGAGGGCCUUCUGAGAUUGGCCUGUACUCUGAAGCACCCACCAUCCUGCCAGCUGUUCGGUACACCAGCUGGGGCCAGACCAGGCAAGGAUGUGAAGGGGGAGUUAGCCCUGCCACUCCAUUUCUCUUGGUGCUCUCAUGUCCCCUGUUGUCCCCACCUUUUUGCUUCUCAGUUCCUCACCACCUUUACCCUGCCCAAGACACUGAUGUCAGUGAGCACACUCUCUGCCUUAUGACCACAAACCUCCCAGUUCCAGCGCUGCAUGGAAGCUGGUGGGCAGUAAUGAGCAGCCCUUCCCAGAGAGAAUACUGGCUGUUCAGCAGUGCAAAGGUUGAUGGCAACAAAGCAUCCUGGGGAAGAAAUUUAUGAUGUAGUCAGCUGUUUGAGGAUCAGGGUUCUCUUGAUGUGCCUUAGGUGAUACCAAAGAUGACACAUUAUCCCUCCUGGCCAGCAGCACCUGUGUCUCAGCCUUUGGCUGUGGUGCUGUGCUGGUCUCCAGUCCUGCUGCUGAUACCAGUGUCCAUUCUUACAGAGACCAGCUUGGCACCGGCUGGGGCCUACCUAACCCUUACCUCCAGCCCCUAUUCUUGAGUACCUGUGUGCUCUCAACCCUGAACAUCUUUAUGUCUCUCUUCUCUGUGGCCCCUGCUGCAUCUAUUUUCAUCUAAAGACACAGUCUAGGAAGAUCUCAGACGCCUUCCCUCAUACCUUGUCCUAAUGCAAGGGACUAUUACUAUGUUUCAUAUUUAUGUUUGAACAAGUUUUUUCGAAACCAUUUCCUGGCCGUAUGAGUAGCUGGUGUUCUCUCUUCCAGCUGCUUCCCAGAGUUCUGAGACAACCAAAAUUUUGGAUUGGAAUUUAAACAAAGAGUUUGAGCCAGGACAGCAUGGGGCAAGAGGGGUAAAAAACAUCAGAAGAGACUGAUCAAGGGCAGGAAUGGAAACCCCAAGAGGAAGGGGCCAAGGAGGGGUUUAAGAACACCAAUAAUAAAAUCCAUUAACACCAAAGAGAAGCUGGUACAUUUUUGCCAAAACUCACAUAUCUUAAGGACAUGGAAGAAUUUGUUCUCCUUGGGCAAAAGAUCCUCACCCCCUUUUGCUUAAAGCCUUAGUGCUUGCUGCCUGCCCCUUCCCUCCUGCCUUUGCCUCACCUACUUAAAUAAUUGGAGUUGUUUUGAGAAGCAGCUGUAUCCCCAAGAAUCACAAUUUUGGGGAAAUGUGGGUCCUACAUGAAGCGAGCCCCAUACAUUAUAUUUGUGUUUAUCAUCCCAUAUCAAGCCCUGCAUAUGAAGUGUUCAUCAUGAUGUGUAGUGUUUGUAACUAUUUUUUUCAUUUUACUAGAUUCAUUCUAAAGUCUCAAAUGGUAAGUUUUAAGCUGUGGAAACCACUGAAGGUGCUUAUUAACUGUUCCUCAAAAUGUACACAAGUAUUGAACAAUUCCUUGAGUUUACAGCUGUACAAAUAUUAUGAAGGAUAUUAAAAAGUGUUUUUGUUAA
This is a messenger RNA of Octodon degus (degu), 5372 nucleotides long. It is a transcript of the gene Nid1, whose product is annotated as nidogen 1. Gene Ontology annotation, biological process: cell-matrix adhesion. NCBI's taxonomy places the organism in Eukaryota, Metazoa, Chordata, Mammalia, Rodentia, Octodontidae. Gene Ontology annotation, molecular function: calcium ion binding. The record is from RefSeq and is a predicted model, not a curated record. The transcript is spliced from 20 exons. The coding region runs from base 42 to 3530 and encodes 1162 amino acids.